Molecule: messenger RNA, 729 nt
Organism: Rhododendron vialii
Lineage: Eukaryota; Viridiplantae; Streptophyta; Magnoliopsida; Ericales; Ericaceae
Exons: 2
Coding region: 1-483 (160 amino acids)
Source: RefSeq, a predicted model, not a curated record
AUGUUACAAGCUCCCACUUCUGAUCGUUCUGCAUUAGUUGCUAUUCCGCAGGGACAGUUUGGGUCUGGCAGUGGAAAGUCUCAGUAUGGUACUACUAAUGGGACCAUAAACCGUAUGUCACUCCAAUGUGAUUAUUGCCACAAUACUGGACACACCAAGGAUUUCUGUUGGAAGUUACGUGGUCGUCCUUCUCGUGGGCGAGGCAGUGGACGUGGAGGUCGAGGUCGUGGUCCCGGGCGUUCUCAGGCUCAGGCACAUGUUUCAGAGUUUACUACCUUGUCUGAUUCUGGGUUCAGUACAGGAGUUCAGUCACCUUCUGAAUUUGUUGGCGGUUUCUCUCAGGGGGAGAUGCAAACUCUCAGGCGUCUUAUGGCUCGGGCUGAUUCUUCCUCUACUAUAGCUCCUACUUCCACAGCAGCUUCUACUGCAUCCUAUUUUGCUCAUUCAGGAACUGGAAACGGGGAAGGUGAUUGGCAGUGGUAAAGCACAUGGUGGUAUCUAUUAUCUGGAGCAUGGACCUCAUCCAUCUCAGCCAUCUUUAUCAUGUGGACAAGCUCUACGGGCAGAUAUGAGUUUCACUCUUUCUUUGUUACAUCGGUGGCACCGUAGAUUGGGUCAUCCCUCGUUUGGGAUAUUAGAGAAACUCUUUCCUAUUUUAGUUAAACAUUGUCCUAGGGAUCAGUUUUUUUGUGAAGCCUGUGAGUUUGGAAAACAUAAACGCUCUUUUUA